Pogona vitticeps (central bearded dragon) is the source of this 6882-nucleotide messenger RNA. The record is from RefSeq and is a predicted model, not a curated record. NCBI's taxonomy places the organism in Eukaryota, Metazoa, Chordata, Lepidosauria, Squamata, Agamidae.
AUGGCUUAUGCUUCAAAUGGAAGUUUGCAGGACAUUCCCCUCUUGCAGUGUCGAAGUCACAGUCACUCUGAAGGACACACCAUUUCUUUGCCAGAGGAUUCAACAACCCCUGAAAAUUUGGCUGAAACUGAGGAAGCCCAUUGUGAUAAUGGAGAUAGUUCUAGUACUUUUUCAGCACUGGCACAAUUCAUUAUGCGUCAGAGCUACAUCACUGCAUUGAUUGCCAUGAUGGUUUGGAGUAUCACUCAUAACAGCUGGUUGGCCUUUGUUUUGUUGAUUUGGUCUUGCAUUAUUUGGAUGGUGCGUGACCGUUGCCUCUGUGCCUUGCGGAGCUCGCCGUUCCUUGUUAUCUAUGGAAAUAUUCUGGUGAUCCUUAACUUCUUUGUUGGACUGAAUAUCACACAGGAAGAACUGUUUCCUGGAGUGCCAACCUCACUCCUCAUUGACUUGGAUUUGAAACCUUAUUCUCUGCCCUGUGUUCAUCUGGCAGCCAAGAUCUCCUAUCUGUUUACUUUCUGGCUCUUGCUGAAACAGCAUAUGAUUCAAAAACAAAAGGAUAGGCAAGAGGAGGAGGAAUCUCUGAAGGAGGUGAUGAUAGACAAGGCCGAAAUGGACACGCAAGACAAUCUACUUUUGGACAUCCUUGGUUCUGUGCUUAAGGGGAUGCUAGUAAAAUACUGGAUUUACUUCUGCUUUGUCAUGUUCUUUAUUGUCAGCUUCAAUGGCAAAGUGGCUCUGUACAAAAUCCUCUACAUUUUGCUUUUCCUGCUCUGUGUAGCUUUGUACCAGGUUCAUUACGAGAUGUGGAGACUAGUCCUCAAGGGGUUUUGGCUGACAGUGGUAUCUUACUCAAUGGUGGUACUUAUAACAAUCUAUGCCUACCAGUUUGAGAUGGUUUCUGCGUUUUUCCUAAACACCCUGGAAAUAUCAGAGGAGAGAUUAAAGGAUUUGGGUCUUGAGAGAUUCAGCACUAUGGAAUUGUUUGCAAGGAUAUUACUUCCUGGUGCCUUUCUUUUGGCUUGCAUCCUUCAGCUGCAUUACUUUCACGAAGGUUUCCUGAUGAUCACAGAUCUGGCCAAUAUUUCCAUCAAGCCAGUUGCUUCAUUUGGCAGUGAUAUGAAAACUGAAACCCGGGUGUAUUCUCUGGCUGACCUGCUUAAGAAAAGCAUACUGAGACUGCAAAACAGGCUAGCUGCUGAGAAGCGACAAGAAAACACCAUUCAAGAUGGAUUGGACAAGUCUGCGAAUACUUUGGGAAGGGGUCCUGAUGAGAAACUGGUGGAAAAGAUGAGUAAAUGGACAGGAACGGUAGACCAUUUGGUACCUCGUGUCCUGAAGUUCUUUGCAACAAUCCAAGAUGCCCAAGCCUUUGCAUGGAGAUUUCUGGAGCUACAUAUCCUGAAAUUCGUAUCUACUUGCAUCAUCUGGAUCACUCUUCAGGAGGUAUCUUUGAUGAAUUAUCCUUUCUUCAUCCUGUGGACAUUUGCACUUCCCUUUUCAAAACUUCGCCCACACGCAUCAAGAAUCUGUACAUUUUGGUCAUGUGUAAUGGUUGUCUGCAAAAUGAUCUAUCAGCUGAAGAUUGUCAACCCCUUGAAUUAUUCUUCAAAUUGCACACAGGUCAGCCAUACCACUGUGGAUGAGUUUCUGGAGAAAUCGCUGUUGUACGUUGCGCCUGUUGACCCAGCGCACUGGAUUGGAGGCUUCUUGAAAUGUAAUGACAAUGUUCUUCCUUGCCUAAAGAAUCACCUCACAAUCCUAAUUUUAAUGGCUCUUGAGGCAACCGUGCAUCGGCACCAACAUUUCUACCGAAUGCAGAAUCAGCGGCUGCCCCCUGCCACGGGGAGCCUUUUUCAUAACAUCUGCCGGGAUAAUCUGGAUGAUGGAUUACCCAGUUGCAUCAAAUACUUUGUUAACUACAGUUUUUACAAGUUUGGACUAGAGAUAUGUUUCGUAGCUGCUGUUAAUGUGAUUAGGCAACACAUGGAUUUCUAUGCCCUUAUCCAUGCCACCUGGCUGAUGUACCUGUUGAGCUGCCGUCGGCGGAAAGCAAUAGCUGAAGUUUGGCCUAAAUACUGCUGUUUCCUUGCCAGCUUGAUGGCUUUUCAAUAUCUGCUUUGCCUUGGUCUCCCACCUGCCCUGUGCCAAGAUUAUCCAUGGAGAACGUCUCAUUGGCCACUCCAUUCAAAUCUGAUUAAAUGGCUUUAUCUCCCUGAUUUUUCCAAGAGGCCUGAUGCUAAUUUCCUCUUGUAUGAUUUCCUGCUUCUGCUUCUUGCUUCCCUCCAGUGGCAAGUAUUUGAGGAUGAGAAUAAGCCUGUUGUGAGAAUGAAAGCUGGAGAUAAUGUAGAGAUCAGUCGAAGCUUAGACCCAGUGGGCCUCAAUGAGUACAGUCCAGUGCCAAACUUUAUCCACUGCAGAUCUUAUCUGGACAUGGCAAAAGUGAUUAUGUUUAGAUACCACUUCUGGUUUGCCCUUUGUCUGAUAUUUAUGACCGGAACCUCUAGGAUCAGCAUCUUCUGUGUGGGCUACCUUGUGGCUUGCUUCUACUUCAUGCUUUUUGGAGGAAGCCUUCAGCUGAAGCCUGUCAAAGAUAUCCUCAGACUGUGGGAUUGUUUGAUUGCAUACACAGCUUUGGUUAUAGCCAUGAAGAAUCUCCUUGCUAUUGGACCAUGUGCUUACCUUAGUCAAUUACAAAGAAACCAUUGUUGGCUGAUUCAGAUGUUUGGCAUGUUCUGCACAAUACCAGGAUAUGAUGUGGAUCCAGCUGAGGAUGAGAUAUGUGAACUGCCUGAAAAUGAAGCAGGGAUCAUCUGGGACGCGAUAUGUUUUACUUUUCUGCUGAUCCAACGCAGAGUGUUUACAAGCUAUUAUUACCUUUAUAUUGUAGCAGAUCUCAAGGCUGCUGAGAUUUUAGCCUCCAGAGGAGCUGAGCUGUUUGAAGUAAAACUGAAGAAAAUGGUGGCUUUGAGGCUAGAAGAAGAGAGAAAAUCAAUGGAAGCCAUGAAGAGGCAAAUGGAUCUGAUCAAACCCAAGACAAAAAGUCUUGACGGCUUGGAGAAAGGCAUUUCAAAAGCAGAGAGUGUGCAGAAAUCUGAACGAAAUGGGGAGGAUCGAGGUUCUAUGCUGUCUCUUGCAGAAGAUGAUGCUAGCAUGAAGGGAAAUGAAGGCAAGAAAACUUGGUGGCAACCAUCAGUGACUCACACUUCAAUGAUUCGAAGUGGAAACUAUUCCCUUUUUGAGACAGACAGUGAGGAUGAAGAGGAAGAAGUGCUCACACAAAAGAGUGAGGAGGAGUCCACAAAGAAAAAAACAGCAUUCCAGCUUGCCUACGAAGCCUGGAUAACAAGUUCAAGAUCAGCUCUAAAGAUGAGAGAGCGAGAUGAAACCAGGGACAGAAUGAAGAAAGAAGCAGAGUGGAGGCCAUGCCAAAUGACAGGUAGUGCCGAUGUACAAGUAAACUUCUCUGAAGAAAACCUGAAGAUGUCAGCCCCUGGAAAGGACUUUGAUGAUUCAGGUGAUUCAUUCCCAGGAAUCGCUGACAGAGAAGAAACUGCUACGCAAAGGAUAGUCAACAUUUUCAAAUUCACUUGGGUAUUUAUCCAAGCACUGUUGGAUGAUACUACAGAAGCACUGAACUCCCUGUGUAAGGACAAUCUGGGUGUAGCAGAAGUACUGAGAAUGGAGAAAUGUCUGCUUUGGAGAGAGAUUAAGAAGGGAAAAGAGGUCUCAACAGAUGUUGUCCUUCAGUAUUAUGAUCUUGAGAAAAGUCAGCUACAUUUUGGAGAAAGUGAGGCUGAAACAACAGAGGUCGAGGAAAGUAAAGAUGAUGUACCUGAAUGCCCAUUGAUGGAGAACAGGAAGCCAUCAGUUAUGUGCCUCAGGAGAUCCAGGGGACCGGCUAAGGAUGCAGCGGGAUGUGAGAAAGAAGAAGAAGGAAACCAUACAGAUGCCGGUUCCCAAGAGUUCAUACCAAGCUCUUCUCAUGUCGAAUUUGCCAGCCUGGGAAACUUUUCUUUAGAAAUGGAAGAAUCUGUGGAUUCCUUGUUUGCUAGGAGUAAACAAAUAGACAGGCCACUGAGCAAAGUUCCCGCUUCGAUGACAGCCAGUGAGCUUCUUCUGAACAGGACUUUUCAUGAUAAUGAGCUGGAGCAGUCAGCUAAAUUUUACCAGCGCCUUCCUCGCCUUCUGAAGCUGGGAAUUGCUUUAUACAAUGUUAUGGAGUCUAAAUCAGAAAUGCUGUGUUAUUUUGUCAUCAUUCUAAAUCACAUGGCUUCUGCUUCCAUUCUCUCUUUGGUUUUUCCUAUCCUGAUAUUUCUGUGGGCCAUGUUGUCCAUUCCAAGACCUACAAAGUUCUUCUGGAUGUCAGCUAUCAUUUACACUGAGAUAACAGUUGUGAUCAAAUCCUUUUUUCAAUUUGGAUUCUUUCCUUGGACUACCGAAAUAUACCGUGGUAUCAAUGCAGAAGAACCGUUUGUUUUGCCAAAUAUGGCUGGGGUUGAGAAGAAGGAUGGCUAUGUACAUUAUGAUCUGGUACAGCUGCUGGCCUUGUUCUUCCAUCGGUAUACGUUGAAGUGCUAUGGGCUCUGGGAUUCCAAAAACAUCAACAUUCUGGACUCCGAGGAGAAGAACAUUACAGAGAGACCAAAGAAGACAAGAUGCAGAAGCCACUUCAAAGAACAUCAGCUGGAAUCAGGAAUGUGGCAUCUUUUUAGAUCUCACCAUCAGAGGGGGAAUAUUUUCAAAAGAGUUAAUGAAGACAAACCUCUGGCAGAAGCCAAGAAGAAACAGAGCUGGUUCAGAAAAAAACCCACUGGCAGGAAGAGAUUUACCAAGGAAACAAUAAACCAGAAGAUACUAAAGGCAAAGAAAAUGCUGAUUAAAAUUGUUCUUCAGAUUUACCAGCCCAUCAAGCAAUUCUUCUAUGACAUUAUUCAUCCAGAAUGCAGCCCGGUCUGUGAUGUUUAUGCUCUCAUGUUCCUAGUUGAUGCCAUUAAUUUUAUUAUUGUCAUCUUUGGCUACUGGGCCUUUGGUAAACACUCAGCGGCUGCUGACAUCACAGAAUCCCUUUCAGAAGACCAGGUACCCCAAGCCUUCCUUGUGAUGCUCUUGAUACAGUUCGGGACAAUGAUCGUGGAUCGGGCAAUCUACCUGAGAAAGAACUUGUUUGGAAAGUGUGUCUUUCAGGUGGUUCUUGUCUUUGGCAUUCAUUUUUGGAUGUUCUUCAUCUUGCCUGGAGUAACAGAAAGGAGGUUUAACCGGAAUUCAGUGGCUCAGCUGUGGUACUUAGUCAAGUGUGUUUAUUUCGGUUUGUCGGCAUAUCAGAUCAAGUGUGGAUAUCCCAAACGAGUCUUGGGCAACUUUCUGACUAAACGUUAUAACUGCAUAAACCUCUUCUUAUUCCAAGGAUUUCGCUUGGUACCCUUCUUGAAAGAGCUGAGGGCGGUCAUGGAUUGGGUUUGGACUGACACCACUCUGAGCCUUUCAAGCUGGAUUUGCGUGGAGGAUAUCUAUGCUAAUAUUUUCAUCAUGAAAUGCUGGAGAGAAUCUGAAAAAAAAUAUCCCAAGCCUCCUGGGCAGAAGAAGAAAAUGAUUGUGAAGUAUGGGAUGGGAGGAUUCAUUAUAUUUGUACUCAUCUGCAUUGUGUGGUUCCCACUGCUUCUUAUGUCACUGGUCAAAUCAGUGGCCGGAGUAACUAAUCAGCCUCUGGAUGUAUCUGUCAAAAUUACUAUAAGUGGUUAUGAGUCCUUAUUUACCAUGAGUGCUCAGCAGCACAAUCUGGUCCCUUUCUCUCACGUAGCCUAUAAUGAACUCACCAGCCAGUAUGCUCUUCAUCCUUCUGCCAUGCAAUUUAUAGUCAACUACAGCCCAGACGACAUUGUUGUUGCUAAAAUAAAAGGCCACGCAAGCCUGCUGUGGAAUAUCAGUCCCGCAAGUCGGAAGGCUAUGAUAGCUGAACUGUCCAACUCCUCUGUAAUCUAUAUCAGCUUCCAUUGGACUCUUCUCAGGAAUGCCUCUCUGGUGAAGAAUGCUGAAGCAUCUGGUGUACACACCGUGCAGUAUGAAGAGAAGGAAAUACGGGAGCAAAUAAUUCAAAUGCUUUUGGGAACCAAGACAGAACCAGUGCUACUUCCUGGUGUUCUACCAAGAUAUGUAAGAGCUACAGGUGGAGCAGAAGCUAAAAUGGCACAUCGGUUGCAAGUUGCUCAUUCCAGCACGCCGAAGGACAUAGACAAGAUGGCGUUCUUCCGAAAUAUAACCAUUAAAUUGCAGCAGCUGCCUACCAAGGAAUUUUUAAGUCAUGUGCCCGAAUGGUGGAUUGUUAAAGAGCACAGACCUGGCUGUCUGGGUGACGGAUGCAGCAAGAAUAUGGAGCUUGUCAUCUAUAAUGAUAAAGUCAGCCCUUCCAGUCUGGGAUUCCUGGCAGCUCAUGGGAUUGUGGGUCUCUACAUGUCUGUUGUUCUGGUUGUCGGCAAGUUCGUCCGAGAGUUUUUCAAUGGAAUUUCACGCUCCAUCAUGUUUGAAGAGCUGCCCAAUGUGGAUCGUGUCCUGAAGCUAUGCACUGACAUCUUUGUGGCGAGAGAGGCUGGGGAACUGGAGUUGGAAGAACGCCUCUUUGCCAAACUCAUCUUCCUGUACAGAUCUCCUGAAACAAUGAUUAAAUGGACGAGGGAAGCCAAGGAAAAAUAGAGCCAGAACACUCGUCCCUGGUCAGCACUACACGGCACUGAUCUUCACGGUGAAAAGCAGCAUGAAGCUUUGAGGCACAUAGUUAAAGGCAUCUAAAUCAGGACUGAAUGAAUGAAUGUAUCGUGCACAAUUAUAUUUUAGCUUAUUGAUCUAUUUUAAUCAGUACAAACAAUAUGUGCAAUUUAUCAACCUAAA